Lolium rigidum is the source of this 2953-nucleotide messenger RNA. RefSeq names its product probable LRR receptor-like serine/threonine-protein kinase At2g24230. Bases 270 to 2777 code for a protein of 835 amino acids. The transcript has a single exon. Gene Ontology annotation, biological process: protein phosphorylation. Lineage: Eukaryota; Viridiplantae; Streptophyta; Magnoliopsida; Poales; Poaceae. The record is from RefSeq and is a predicted model, not a curated record. Gene Ontology annotation, molecular function: protein kinase activity; ATP binding; protein binding.
CCUCCUCUCCCUCCCCAAGCUCCUUGCUUUCUCUUCCCCUCUUUCACACGCACACACGGCAGGGCCGCCCGCCCGCCCGAACCUGCCAAACACAAACCGCGUCAGCCACGAGCCAAGAGGAAAGCCAAAACCUCCACCACCAGGCCCAGGCCGGGGAGGAGCACACCCACUUGCCGCACUCCCAGCUGUCCCCCCAUGACACCACCUCCACCACCGCCGCCGCCGCCGCACAAAGCCUCGCACUAGCGCAAAGAUCUAUCUCCGUCGCCAUGGGCCCUGCCGGUGCUCGCGGCGUCGUCUUCCUCUUCUUGGCCGUCGUCGUGGCCGUGGCGGCGGCGCAGGACCCCAACACGGACGCCUCCUUCGUCUCGCGCUUCUUCGACAGGAUGGGCCUCGCCAGGCCCUCGUCCGGCGGCGGCGCGGUGUGUUCUUGGCCAGGGGUGUCCUGCGACGCCGAGGGCCGGGUCGUGGCGUUCGCCGCCGCCGGGAUGGGGAUGUCGGGCCCCAUCCCGGACGACACGGUGGGGAAGCUCUCCAGGCUGCAGUCGCUCGACCUCAGCGGCAACCGCCUCACCGCCCUCUCCAACGACUUCUGGGAGCUGGGCGCCUCGCUGCGGGGGCUCAACCUCUCCCGCAACGCCAUCGGCGGCGCGCUCCCCAACAACGUCGGCAACUUCGCGCGCCUCCUGCUGCUCGACGUCUCCCGCAACGCUUUCUCCGGCCCGCUGCCGUCGGCGCUCGGCUCCAUCGUCGGCCUGCAGGUCCUCGAUGUCAGCCACAACCAGUUCCAGGGCCAGCUCCCGGCUGCCCUCCUUCUUGGCUACGGGAGCCUCGUCGCCAUGGAUCUCUCCGCCAAUGCGCUCGAUGGCGACUUGCCCGACUUGUCGCCGCUCCGGUCGCUGGCCUAUCUCAACCUGUCCGGCAACAACUUCCGCGGCUCCCUCAUCGGCGCGUUCCAGGAGCAGCUCAGGGUCAUAGACCUUAGCAGCAACCGCUUCUCGCGCUUAAAUUUUAGCACUGGCUAUGCUGGUUCCUCCUUGAUCUACAUGGACCUGUCAAGCAACGAGCUUAUUGGUGAAAUUCAUCUAGCUGGCCGCUUCCGGAACCUCAGGCACAUGAAUCUCGCAUUCAACCGCUUGUCCACCAACAAUCUGCUCGCGUCCAUGGCUGAGAUCUCUGCAUCCUUGGAGUAUGUCAAUUUGUCAAGCACUGGGCUGCACGACCAAAUCCCUCGACUGCUGUCUUCCCAGUUGGCUGGCUUGAAGGUGCUGGAUUUGUCACGGAACAAUAUCACCGGCCUAGUGCCGGACAUGAGCAAUUUGCAGCUCCGGGUGCUGGACCUGUCAGUCAACAACCUUACCGGGGAGAUCCCUGUGUCACUGGUUAAGAAAUUGGCGUCCAUGGAGCGGUUCAACUUCUCAUACAACAAUCUCACUGUCUGCGCCUCUGACCUCUCCCCUCAAGCAUUUGCAGCUGCCUUUGCUAGGUCCAGGAAUGACUGCCCCAUUGCUGUGAACCCAGACGUUAUCAAGAAAAAAGGGGCACGCCGCAAGGGGAUGAAGUUGGCAUUGGCCAUUGUGCUCUCGCUCUUCUUCUCACUUCUUGGGCUGCUUUGCUUGGCACUUGUAUGCCGGAGGCGGAGGAAGAGGAGCGCCGCAUUUCCUGCCGAUAAGCAAGUGUCAUUCAAAGAGGAGCCAGGGAUAUCCGGGCCAUUCGCGUUCCAGACCGAUUCAACAACUUGGGUUGCCGAUGUGAAGGUCGCCACAUCAGUUCCAGUUGUCAUAUUUGAGAAGCCACUGCUGAGCUUCACAUUCGCCGACCUCUUGGCAGCGACAUCAAACUUUGACAGGGGAACUCUGCUGGCAGAAGGGAGAUUCGGGCCAGUUUAUAGAGGAUUCCUCCCUGGUGGAAUCCAGGUCGCUGUGAAGGUGUUAGUCCAUGGUUCAGCAAUGUCAGACCAAGAUGCUGCGAGAGAGCUUGAGCGGCUGGGCCGGAUUAAGCAUCCUAAUCUGGUUCCUCUGACUGGUUACUGCUUGGCAGGAGACCAAAGAAUUGCCAUAUAUGAGUACAUGGAGAAUGGCAAUUUACACAACUUGCUGCAUGAUUUGCCGCUGGGUGUUCAGACCACUGAAGAUUGGAGCACCGACACCUGGGAGGACAAUCACAGUGGUGGCGAGGCCACUGAGAACAUCACCCCAGAGGGCACUGCGACGUGGAGGUUCCGGCACAAGAUCGCAUUAGGCGCUGCAAGGGCACUGGCAUUCCUCCACCAUGGUUGCAUUCCGCAGAUCGUCCACCGGGAUGUGAAGGCAAGCAGCAUCUACUUCGACUAUGUGAUGGAGCCUAGGCUGUCUGAUUUUGGGUUAUCGAUGAUCGCUGGGACUAGCACCGAAGAGGAUCCCUUGCACCAUUCUCCUGGCUACUCGCCGCCGGAGUUCUCAGACUCAGAGAACGCCAUGGCGACAGCAAAGUCUGACGUUUACAGCUUCGGUGUCGUGCUGUUUGAGCUGAUCACCGGCAAGGAGCCACUGGGCGAUGAGUACCCUGAGCAGAAGGAGGCGAGCCUGGUGAACUGGGCGAGGGCAAUGGUGAAGGCAAACCAGGGGUCGAGCAUCAUCGACGCCAAGAUCCGUGACACGGGGCUGGAGAGGCAGAUGGAGGAGGCGCUGAGGAUUGCCUACCUCUGCACCGCCGAGCUGCCAUCCAAGAGGCCAGCCAUGCAGCAGAUCGUUGGCCUGCUGAAGGACAUUGAGCCUAAAGUAGUAGAGCAGAACUGAGGUGAUUUAUUAGCAGUAUUUUGUGUGUGUGUGUGAAAUAGGGUGUGUAAGCACUUGAGCUCCUAGCUCUUUUGCCUUAGCGGAGCUCACUCUUGGUUUCUCUCCUUUGAUUGUUCUUCAUGUCAAGAUGGUGCAAUACAGCUUGCCACAAUGUUACUACUCCAUGAGUUAUAACA